AUGGCCAACUCACCUGAGUCUAACCCCCAGGCAGGUCUCCCACGACUCGAAUACCCCGUUUCAAUCGGCCGGAAGUUUGACGCUGAUGGAAAAGUACUGCCUUUUCCCGGAAACACAAUCAUCUGCCAUCUCUCUCCAGACCAUGCUUUGUACCGCGCGACGCUAGGUCUGCACGACGCACUUGAAAGCCACAAGCUUGCGUCACUAUACACCUUAUUGCCGCCCGAAAGCUGGCACAUGACUGUCUUCGAAGGCGUUACCGAUCAGACUCGGAAGCCCCAUGCCUGGCCGGCAGAUUUGCCUCUCGACGCCCCUCUGGAUAGGUGCACAGAUCUCUUCAAGGAGAAGCUCAAAGGCUUUGAUUUCGACAGCGAGCCGCCAUUUCAACUGACCGUCGUUGGCUACGAUCCAUUGAUAGACGGUAUUGCUUUGACAGUCGUCCCGGCGAGCGCCGCCGACGAAGCCAGGCUUCGCGGUCUUCGCGAUCGCCUCUCCGAGCUCCUGCAGUUGCGCCAUCCUACCCACGACUGGUAUUCCUUCCACAUCAGUCUCGCGUACAUACUACGCCGUCUGGAUAAUCAGCAGCAUCAGGAGCUUCGGGAUUUUCUGGAGGAAUAUCGUCCCAAAUUGCCCCUUCAUUUCGAACUGGGGGCCCCGGAAUUCUGCACCUUUGAGGACAUGUUUGCUUUCAGUCGGCGUUUCUACUUGGGGAAAAGGUCCUGA
This is a messenger RNA of Fonsecaea multimorphosa CBS 102226, 723 nucleotides long. RefSeq lists its product as uncharacterized. NCBI's taxonomy places the organism in Eukaryota, Fungi, Ascomycota, Eurotiomycetes, Chaetothyriales, Herpotrichiellaceae. The record is from RefSeq and is a predicted model, not a curated record. Bases 1 to 723 code for a protein of 240 amino acids. The transcript has a single exon.